Molecule: messenger RNA, 2016 nt
Organism: Plectropomus leopardus (leopard coralgrouper)
Lineage: Eukaryota; Metazoa; Chordata; Actinopteri; Perciformes; Serranidae
Product: vang-like protein 1
Biological process (GO): multicellular organism development
Cellular component (GO): membrane
Source: RefSeq, a predicted model, not a curated record
GCCAGGGUGAUUCCUCCGGUCACCAAAGGGCUGCUUCCUGCUGUAGCCUACCGUGAGCUCUGGGGCAAACUAUUUAAUAACCUCUGGAUAAAUGAUCAACUACGGGAAUGAUAUCUCCACCGAUAAAGGGUUGAUGUUUCCUCACCGGGCACCCCCAGGGUCGCUUUCAAGCCUGACUGCCGACAGCUCACCACCCCUGUCAGCCUCGUGAGUGAGCCAAUCGAUCGCCUCUAGCUCAACAACACCGCGCACAAGGUACCGCUGCGUCUGCCAGCGGUCCAGUUGAGCAGCCGCUGCGUCGCCCCCCCCCAGCCCAGCUGCCUGGGCGGGACUGCAUCACCAUGGACACAGAAUCCACGUACUCGGGCUAUUCCUACUACUCCGGACGCUCCCGGGGAUCCCACAGGCAUGGGGAGCGAAGCCGGGACCGCCACAAGUCCCGCAGUAAAGACAGCCGCUCAGAAAAGUCUGUAACAAUUAACACGCCGCCCGCAGAGCCGCUGCUGGGGGACUCGGCUGUUCGGGGUGAGCAGGUCCAGGAUGACAACUGGGGCGAGACCACCACGGCCGUCACUGGCACAUCAGAGCACAGCCUCUCUCAAGAGGACAUCGUCCGCAUCACCAAGGACCUGGAGGACAGCGUGGGGCUGGACUGCCGCCGUUACUUCACGCUGACCCUGGCCGUGAUCCUGGGUCUGCUGGUGUUCCUGACGCCGCUGGCCUUCCUGGUGCUUCCUCACCUCCUCUGGCCGGAGCGGCUGCAGAGCUGCGGCACGGCCUGCGAGGGCCUCUUCAUCUCCGUGGCCUUCAAGCUGCUCAUACUGCUGCUGGCCGUGUGGGCGCUCUUCUUCAGGCCGCCGCGGGCCGGCCUCCCGCGGGUCUUUGUAUUCCGGGCGCUACUCGCCGUGCUGGUGCUGCUCUUUGUGGUCUCCUAUUGGCUGUUUUACGGAGUCAGGAUACUUGACUCACAGGAUGAGAACUACCAGGGCAUCGUGCAGUACGCCGUGUCGCUGGUGGACGCUCUGCUCUUCAUCCACUACCUGGCCAUCGUCCUGCUGGAGCUCCGGCAGCUUCAGCCGUGCUUCUCUGUGUGCGUCACACGCUCCACGGAUGGCGAGAUCAGGCAUUACAACCUGGGACAGCUCAGCAUCCAGCGGGCAGCUCUGGCCAUCUUAGAGCACUACUACUGUGACUUUCCAGUCCAUAACCCCGCGCUGCUCUCCGCCUCCAAGUCUCGCGCAGCCAAGCACCUGGCCGGCCUCAAGGUCUACAACGUGGAUGGUGAGUUCCCAGCAGCCCCUGCUGAGGGUCCAGGUAACAAUGCAGCAGCAGGACUGGCCCACUCCCAGUCCAGAGCCAUGAUCGCAGCCGCCGCCCGCCGCAGAGACACCAGCCACAACGACCUGUACUACGAGGAGGCGGAGCACGAGAGGCGUGUUCGCAAGCGCAAAGCACGACUGGUGGUGGCAGUAGAGGAGGCGUUCACACAUAUCAAGCGCAUGCAGGAGGAAGAGCAGAAGAAAGCUCCAGGUGACGUGAUGGACCCGCGAGAGGCAGCACAAGCCAUCUUCCCCUCCAUGGCUCGCGCCCUGCAGAAGUACCUGAGGACCACCAAGCAGCAGCACUGCCACAGCAUGGAGAGCAUCCAGCAGCACCUGGCCUUCUGCAUCACCAACAACAUGACGCCAAAGGCGUUCCUGGAGAGCUACCUGAACCCGGGCCCCACCCUGCAGUACAGCCGGGACCACUGGCUGUCCCGUCAGUGGACGCUGAUCAGCGAGGCGUCCGUCACCAGCGGCCUGAAAGACGGCACCAUCUUCCUGCUCAAGUGUGUGGACUUCAGCCUGGUGGUGACGACGAAGAAGAUCCCGUACAUCCAGAUGUCGGAGGAAUACAUCGACCCCAAGUCACACAAGUUCGUCCUGCGACUACAGUCUGAAACCUCCGUGUAGUACUCCGAACUUUCUUCUGUUUUUUUUUUUUUUUUGUUAGUUUGUUUGUUUUUUUUUUAAUUCC